UAUCAAAUCUGUUAAGCAAUCCAAGUUUAACGAUUCUGUAUAACUAACAGGGCAUUCAAGCAAUAAUACACAGUGCGAACAAAUGUUUUACGAAAUACGAGUACUGUAUUGUGUUCGAACAAGAGCGAAAGAACGAAAGCGAUUACGUACAAAGCAUUGGUGGAACCGCAGGUAUAUAAGCUUUGCUUUAAAGAUUAUUGAGCAGUCAAUUGCAAUUGUUGGUUCUAUAAAGUUCCAACAUGGCUAAAUACGUAGGUCCAUGCUUGUUUCUGGGAUUGGCUGUGAUAUGCACGGUCAUUGCUAUAUCUUCGGCGCGAGAUGUUCGAAGUAUGUACGGAGAUUUAGAAGUGGCCAGUUCUCAUCACCAUGGCCAUCAUCAUGGCCAUCAUCACGAACAUGGCGGAGGUCAUGAACAUCAUUCUCAUCACCAUGGAGAACACGGUGAAGAGGGCCAUAAAGGUCAUAAAGGCCAUCAUCAUCAUCAUCACGGAGAACACGGCCAUCAUGGUAAGGAACAUCAUGAGGGCCAUCAUCAUGAGCACGGCGGCCAUAAGAAGGGUCAUCACGACGAGCAUGACGAACACGGUCACCAUCACGAUCACGAACAUGGUCAUAAAGAAUCGAAAUUUGGCCAUGGAAAGGGUCACAAGAAGGGCGAGAAGACUCAUGGUUAUCAUCACAAAUCUCAUAAAGAUGAAUACCAUAAGGAGCAUAAGUUUUACGAUGAUCAUCAUAAAGGCGGCCACCAUGAAAAGCAUGGCGAUCAUCAUGAACAUCAUCAUGGCAAGGAAGGCCAUCAUAAGAAGGGCGGACACCAUCAUUCUGGUCACCAUGAAGAUCAUCACGGUAAGAAGGGACAUCAUGAUAAAGGACAUCAUGAUGAAGAUCACCAUGGUCAUCACGGCAAACAUGGUCAUGAAGAACACCAUCACCAUCACGAAGAUCAUGGGAAGAAGAGUGAACAUCAUGGAGGCAAAAAGCAUGGUUAUUCCCAUGGUCAUCAUGGUCAUCAUGGUCAUCAUGGACAUCAUGACCAUCAUCAUCAUGAAGGUCAUCACGGAAAGAAGGGUCAUCAUGAGAAAGGACACCAUCAUCAUGAUCAUAAGGGACAUAAGGGCCACCACGAUGAUCAUCACCAUCAUCACCAUCAUCAUCAUCAUGGCAAAAAGGGCGGUCACGAAGAUCAUAAGCACUGGGAAUUCAAAAAGGGACAUUAAAAUUUUGUCGCUAUUCAGAUACCACCAGCUGCUUUUAAACAGAAUUCUGUUACUCGCUUUCGUUCCUAUUAUUCGUUCUUCUUCAUAUUAUAUGAUUAUGCAAUAUAUUAUAUCUGUGUUAAGUGUUAAUCAUACAUACGUCGUUGAAAUAAAAUAUCAUAUUUAACAUAU
Molecule: messenger RNA, 1388 nt
Organism: Solenopsis invicta (red fire ant)
Lineage: Eukaryota; Metazoa; Arthropoda; Insecta; Hymenoptera; Formicidae
Product: histidine-rich glycoprotein
Exons: 2
Coding region: 240-1217 (325 amino acids)
Source: RefSeq, a predicted model, not a curated record